GAGACCCUGUCUCAAAAACAACAAAAACCCAAAACAAAAACCCAAAACAAAAACAAUAAAUGACUAGACCUGAGGCCUGGCCUUUAGUUGCUGCCCUGCCCUUGUGAUCUGGUCACUCAGGAUCCCCUGGGCCUAAACACACAGCCUAUUGUCCACUUCAAGAAGGCUCCCCACUGCCUGGCUGGCAAUUGGGGUGGGCCUUGCAGCCCCCACCUGUCCUAGCCCCAUGGCGCUGGUGCUGCAGGCCCCCGCCUGCUUGUUCCAAGCUCCUCAGCCUCCUGCAGGGUUGCCUGCACCUGAUGGCGACGAAUCAGGAAGGCAGGCGUGUCCUGGGCCAUAGAGCAGUCAUGGCUGUCCAGCCACCAGGGGGCUCCAUUUGCAACCUUGGAUGUGGCUUUGGCCUCUUACUCCAAGGUGUCCUUGGGGCCCCCAGACAAGAGACAGGGAGACUGGAGCCCAACCCACCCCCCCAACACACUUGGCCCAUCCCUGCCCUAUCCUGGAAAAUGGGGGCCACUGCACGUGCAAGGGACAUAGGACAGGAACCUUUGGCCUUGUUAUCAGAUAUUUUAAAACCAAGUACAAACAUUAUCAGGUGCAGUUUUCACAGCAGCAAGAAACCUGUGCUUGCAGAAAUAAACACAUGCCAGCAAACCACCUGUGCGGAAAGCCACACACAGCCAUUGUUUUUGCACCCUCAGGUGACAUUUGUCCCAGGGAAGGUCACAGCUGCCUGAACCUUUAAAACUCCCAGACACGCACUGCCUGUGCAGGAUCUGGAACCCAGCAGCACUGCCAGGGCCUUGAAGUGCUUCUUCAGAGACCUCUCUUCAUAAACUACUUUUUUUCUUAAAGCAGCAAAAGGAGAAAACUGACAUCAAAGGAUAUUCCAGAUUCUUGAUAGCAUUCUCAUCAUCUCUGAGGACAUCACCAUCCUCUCAGGAUGAGGGGCAUGAGGCUGCUGGGAGCACUGCUGGCACUACUGCAGGGGGCCGUGUCCCUGAAGAUCGCAGCCUUCAACAUCCAGACAUUUGGGGAGACCAAGAUGUCCAAUGCCACCCUCGUCAGCUACAUUGUGCAGAUCCUGAGCCGCUACGACAUCGCCCUGGUCCAGGAGGUCAGAGACAGCCACCUGACUGCCGUGGGGAAGCUGCUGGACAACCUCAAUCAGGAUGCACCAGACACCUAUCACUAUGUGGUCAGUGAGCCACUGGGACGGAACAGCUAUAAGGAGCGCUACCUGUUCGUGUACAGGCCUGACCAGGUGUCUGUGGUGGACAGCUACUACUACGAUGACGGCUGCGAGCCCUGUGGGAACGACACCUUCAGCCGAGAGCCAGCCAUCGUCAGGUUCUCCUGCCCAUUCACAGGGAGUGGCCGCUGCACAGAGGUCAGGGAGUUUGCCAUCGUUCCCCUGCAUGCUGCCCCGGAGGACGCAGUAGCUGAGAUCGAUGCUCUCUAUGACGUCUACCUGGAUGUCCAAAAGAAAUGGGGCUUGGAGGACGUCAUGUUGAUGGGCGACUUCAAUGCGGGCUGCAGCUAUGUGAGACCCUCCCAGUGGUCAUCCAUCCGCCUGCGGACGAGCCCAACCUUCCAGUGGCUGAUCCCUGACAGCGCUGACACCACAGCUACAUCCACGCACUGUGCCUACGACAGGAUCGUGGUUGCAGGGACGCUGCUCCAAGACGCUGUUGUUCCCGACUCGGCUCUUCCCUUUAACUUCCAGGCUGCCUAUGGCCUGAGUGACGCACUGGCCCAAGCCAUCAGUGACCACUAUCCAGUGGAGGUGAUGCUGAAGUGAGCAGCCCUCCCCACGCCAGCUGAACUGAGGACCCAUCCUGCUGCAGAAGCCAGACAAAUAGCCCAACACUCAGGUUAAGAAAUACCUUUUAAUUUAGGUAAAUAAAGCUCAAGGAGGUGGGGCUG
Molecule: messenger RNA, 1926 nt
Organism: Rhinopithecus roxellana (golden snub-nosed monkey)
Lineage: Eukaryota; Metazoa; Chordata; Mammalia; Primates; Cercopithecidae
Gene: DNASE1
Product: deoxyribonuclease 1
Exons: 9
Coding region: 944-1801 (285 amino acids)
Biological process (GO): DNA catabolic process
Cellular component (GO): nucleus
Molecular function (GO): DNA nuclease activity
Source: RefSeq, a predicted model, not a curated record